Messenger RNA from Trichomonas vaginalis G3, 1233 nucleotides. Its product is annotated as glycosyltransferase family. The transcript has a single exon. Lineage: Eukaryota; Parabasalia; Trichomonadida; Trichomonadidae. The record is from RefSeq and is a predicted model, not a curated record. Bases 1 to 1233 code for a protein of 410 amino acids. Gene Ontology annotation, molecular function: glycosyltransferase activity.
AUGUUUAAAGGAAUCGUGAUUGACGCGCCGAGAAGAAGGAAGCAAAAUGUUGUCUUGCCUUUAAUGGUUCUAUUUUUGACGUGUUUAGCGUUUCCUUUUGCGAUAAUUCUUAGAAUAGAAUUUAUUUUCGAUGGAAGUUUAACGAAUUUUGUCGUUUUAGAGAGUUUAAAUCUUAUUGAUACAACUCCAUUUUAUCCCGAAACAGCAUUAACCAAAAAAUCCUUCAUAAUUCAAGGAAAUAAAGAAAAAAUUGAUAAAUACGUUAAUAAUGUCGGUGGAAGGAAAAUUACAGCGUGGGUCUUCAUGCAACUUUCAUCACUAUCCAGAACAAACAUUACUUAUUACGUUUUACAAAACGUUUAUGUAAAUCCAGCUGGCGGAUGGUCAGAUGGACGUUCAAUUAUCCAAUAUCCACAAACGGUUGGAGUACCUCGAUUUAAUACUAAGAGUGGACCCGUUACUCAAAGAGUUGAUGAUUUAAUAUGUCUAGGAAAUGAAUGGUGUUAUGUAUUUGCUCACUUUGUCUUAGAUGUCCUUUCUUAUCUCGUUUACAUACCAUUAGAAGUCAGAAAGAACUCAUAUUUCUUAAUAUUAUCAACUUCAAGUGUUUACAGAGAGUUUCUUACACAACUCGAUAUCGAAGAUUCAAAAAUAUUAUGUCCUGGAAGAUCCUUUAUAUUUGCUUCGCGAUUUCAUACGAUAAUUUCAUCAGAAUCAAUUCACGGUUGUUUUGUUGAAGGAUUACCAAAAGUUUCAGAAACAAUAAGGAAGAAAUUUAAAUGUGAAAACGUAAAACCAGAAUUCCUUGGCUUCUACAAUCGUCCAAAGAACAGAAAUCGACAUAUCUUGGAAUUUCCAGAACUCGUCAAAGCAUGUCAAAAACAUUUCGAAGGGAAUAUAGAUGUCCGAGAACUAGCAGAAUACAAGAGUUUGGAAGAAGCCGUGAAACAAUAUUCUCCAAUCAAAAUCUUUUUCUCUCCAACAGGUUCUAGCAUCAUCAACUGCAUGUUCAUGGCUGAGAACACAGGUAUCGUGUGUUGUUUGGGCGAUUUAAACGAUCCUCCAGCUGAAUGUGCCGCAAAAGUGUUACAUAAGUGGAUGAUAACGGUUGCUGUCCCUGGAAUGAAACACCACGCUGCAGACAAAGGCUCUCUUCCUCAUGAAUCUGCAAUUAAAUCAAUUGAAGCAGUGAUGUACGCAAUUGAGCACCAAGAAUGGCAGAAUAACCUAUAA